Molecule: messenger RNA, 567 nt
Organism: Toxotes jaculatrix (banded archerfish)
Lineage: Eukaryota; Metazoa; Chordata; Actinopteri; Toxotidae
Product: interferon a3-like
Exons: 5
Coding region: 1-567 (188 amino acids)
Biological process (GO): response to exogenous dsRNA; defense response
Cellular component (GO): extracellular region
Molecular function (GO): cytokine receptor binding
Source: RefSeq, a predicted model, not a curated record
AUGAUCAGCUGGACCGGCCUCUUCAUCCUCUGCGGCGUCCUCAAUCCUGCUCUCUGCUGUGAUUGGCUCAGACACUACGGUCACUACAGCAACAUCUCUCUGACUCUCAUCCAGCUCAUGGGCGGUGAGCUGACUGAGGAGGAGAGUCCAGUUUCCUUUCCAUACAGACUCUACAGACAGAUACGAAACACUGAGGUGGAGUCCCAGCUGGUUUUCAUCCGGGACGGUUUGGAGCUGAUCUCCGGUCUCUAUCUCCAUGACAACCUCUCAUCCGUUACCUGGAAUACAGAGAAGAUGACACACUUCCUGAUGAGCUUGAACAGACAGAUCGACGGACUCAACACCUGUGUGUCAAUGAACAGCACAGCAGACAACAGACUGAGCGGAUACUACAGGAGGCUGAAGACCAGGACUCUGUCCCACACUGGUGGGAGCACUGCAUCCUGGGAGCUGAUCAGGAAGGAAACUAAACUGCACCUGGAUCAGUUGGACCUGCUGGUGGCCUCCAUCAAACAUUCAUCUGCUGCCAGCAGGAGGCGCUCUACAACAACUCCACACCAACAAUGA